Molecule: messenger RNA, 1437 nt
Organism: Eublepharis macularius
Lineage: Eukaryota; Metazoa; Chordata; Lepidosauria; Squamata; Eublepharidae
Gene: STBD1
Product: starch binding domain 1
Exons: 2
Coding region: 83-1033 (316 amino acids)
Cellular component (GO): membrane
Molecular function (GO): starch binding; glycogen binding
Source: RefSeq, a predicted model, not a curated record
GGUCUCGGCGCUGGGCCGGCUGGACGCUUCUGCUCUCCGGCGGGCCAGCGAGUGAGGACGGGCCGGUGGGGCUCGGGCGGCCAUGGCCCAGGGCGGCGAGGGGGGCGAGGCCGCCUUGCCCGCGGGCGGCGACGACGACGCGGGGCCGCUGGCGGGGCUGUGGUCGGCCUUCUUCGCGGCGCUGGUGGCCGCGCUCCUCGCCUGGCUGUGGUACGGAGGGAAAGGCGGCGGCAAGGAAGAGGAAGCGGCGGCGGCGGCCCCGGAGGGCUCCCCUCAGCCGCGGAGGGCCGAGGCAGAAGAACCACUUCAGGGAAGCCACAAAGGUCUUGCACCUGAAACGGAACCAAAUGAUGUGUCCGUCUGUCGGGAACCUGCAUGGAAUCCGUUGGCUUCUCCAGGAGACCACAGCAACCCCCCCAGUAUCCCUAAAGAGACUGCAGAAUCUGACCCAGUUGUCAAGGAGCCUGUCACCUCCUUAAUGAACUGUAAGGAGUAUCCAAGGAAUGAAAUAUUUUCUUUCCCUGCAACGUCAGAACCACCACAGAAAGAAGGCGAGGAGAAGUAUGAGGAGAGAUGCACAGAGCAACUGCUCCACAGCUCUGUUGAUCACGAAGAAUGGGAAAUCGUUGCCGAGCAAUCCGCAGGGGACGAAGCUACCAGAAACAACGGCAUGGAGGACGCCGGCAGCAGCAAGGACCUAGAACAAGCGAGGCGGGUUGCGGCAGUGCCUCCGAUGCCUCAGACUGUCCACAUGACUUUCCGCGUGCACUACAUCACGUACUCAGAUACGCAGCUGAUUGCGGUCACGGGUGACCACGAGUGUCUUGGCCAGUGGCACCACUACGUACCGCUCAGGUGUGACAAGGAUGGGUUCUGGUCAGACUCUGUCAUCUUGCCCGUAGAUACCCGAGUUGAGUGGAAGUUCAUUGUAGUAGAGAAUGGGAAGGUCAGGCGGUGGGAAGAAUGUGACAACCGCACCCUAACAACAGAACAUGAGGAUUGGCUAGUCCAUAAGUGGUGGGGAUAUCACUAAACGGGAGUUCUGCUCAAGAGAAAGGGGCUCCCAGUUUUAUUCCAUUUCCUAGGAGUCACGAUGCCCCCGCCCAUCACCAUAUCUUAGUCCAUCUCUAUGCUGCAUGUCUUGCCAGAACUGCCUUAGAUUAAAAGCCUCUCUUCUCUUGUUAGAAUAGGCAUUAAGAUGUGAGGUGAUUCUUCAAAAGGAAGUCAGACCAAAGCCUUUCUAGUGACAUAUUAAAGGUCUCUAGUAGCAGUGUUUCAAAAAACCUCCCUGCAUAAAAAGCUUUAAACUUUUGAGUGUGUGUGAAUUGCAGAUGCUGUACUCUGAUGGAACAGCAGAACUGCACUGUUAACAGCUGAAAAUGUUCUUAACUUAUUGUGACUUCAAAAAGAAGCAAUAAAGAUUACUUUUAGACCAGA